Messenger RNA from Penicillium odoratum, 1527 nucleotides. RefSeq names its product fungal specific transcription factor domain-containing protein. Bases 1 to 1527 code for a protein of 508 amino acids. The record is from RefSeq and is a predicted model, not a curated record. NCBI's taxonomy places the organism in Eukaryota, Fungi, Ascomycota, Eurotiomycetes, Eurotiales, Aspergillaceae. The transcript has 2 exons.
AUGGACCAUAAAUGUGUUUGCUGUCAUCGACGUGGUGUGAAAUGUGUUGGCCAAGAAUACCCAGAGGAAAUCACGGCGCCUCUGGACCUGAGCCUUCAAGUUAGCGACCGUAUGGCGCGGGUGGAAAAUUUACUUGAAGACAUUCUCAAGAGACACUCUAUGGGAAGAAGUACCACCGCUCACGAGGAAAAUUAUCAGACAGCAGUCACUCCGGGCGUGAACUCUGGCCCUACACAAAAUGAGGCCUCAAACCCGAAACGGCGGGCUUCGAGACUCGAUGGUGGCGUUGAGGCCCCAAAUCCCGGAUCAUUUCAACAAUUUUCAUUUGAACCUGGCAAGCACGAGAAACUUUCUCAAACCCUGUACGCAUCCUUGCCAUCGGCAGAUGAUAUCAGGACAAUAGUUGAGACAUGUGGCAACACCUCUUCUUUGUUCUACCAGAUGCAAAUUAUACCUUACAGCGAGCUGGACAGGACAAAAUCUCUCAAGAGCAUGUUUGCAAGGCCAAGUCCCAGUGCGCGUCCUGUUCUAAUAGCGAGAAAUAUGCUUCAUGUCGCGACAGCCUUGCAACAUCUUCAUCUUGAUUUCAAUAAAAAUGCGCGACAGUUAUUGGAGCCCCCUAGGGAGAUGAUGAGGAGAUUAUCAGCGAUUGCUACAAAUAUAGUUACAACAAAUGAUGACCUCAUGUACUGCAUUGAAGGGGUGGACAGCCUGUUAGUAGAAAGUUGGUUUCAGACCAAUGGCGGAAAUCUGCGAAAAGGGUUGGUCACUACUCGGAGAGCUUUGACUAUUGCGCAAUUGAUGGGCUUCCAUCAACCAGGAAGAGCAAAAUGCAAAGUCGUUGAUCCGAAAACGAAAGCUUAUCCAGAGUUCAUCUGGCACAGAAUCACUGCUCUUGAGCGAUAUCUCUGUCUAAUGCUGGGGUUUUCUGAAUCAACAAACGAUAAAAGUAUGGUUUCUGAGGAAAUACUCCUUAAUGAUACGCCAAUGGGACGUCUUGACCGUAUACAUUCCGUGGUGACUUCUCGAAUACUGCAGCGUAAUCAAUCGAACGCAAGUCCUAUUAAUCUCUCCUCGGUGCAGGAGCUUAACGAAGAGCUGCAAAAAGCUUCAAAAAGCUUUCCAGAUAAGUGGUGGCUCAUCCCCAACUUAGCCACCGUUGCAGGCCAACCAGAGGCGCUGUUCUGGGAUAUGCGCCGACUCUUUCACCACUUGUUUCAUUAUAACCUCCUUAUACAACUUCAUUUGCCGUAUAUGCUCAGCUCUACAGCUGCUGAAAAGCGAUACGGUCCUUCACAGAUUAUCUGUGUCAAUUCUGCACGCGAAAUACUCUCACGCUUCAUCAUGUUCCAUAGCUUCAACCGCAUUGCCUUCAGCUGUCGCUCUAUCGACUUUUUUGGUUUGAUGGCAGCUAUCACUUUACUCAUUGUACACAUCGAUGGACACCAACAUGAGUCACCUUGUAUCAAUACUCUGCACUGGCAACAGAGCCUUACAAUGCCAACCAAUAACCUAUUCGCGCACUAA